This is a messenger RNA of Schizosaccharomyces octosporus yFS286, 1062 nucleotides long. Its product is annotated as ubiquitin conjugating enzyme Ubc6. The record is from RefSeq and is a predicted model, not a curated record. The transcript has 3 exons. Lineage: Eukaryota; Fungi; Ascomycota; Schizosaccharomycetes; Schizosaccharomycetales; Schizosaccharomycetaceae. The coding region runs from base 243 to 929 and encodes 228 amino acids.
AGAAAGAAAGCCAUCUGUCAAAAGAAUGCAACAUGGUGUCAACGGGAUAAGCAGGAGCGUUAAAUAUCUAUCACUGACUUCUAUAAUAUAGUAAUAAAAAGUAAAAAUGGGACUAAAAAUAGUAUUAAGCACUUAUAUUUUAAGUUAUUCCUUAACUGUUUGCAUUUUUUCUUCUACUCGUAUUCUCAAGUGUAUCAGUUGUGCCUGCUGCCUCCUUCCAAUUGCCAACUCAUAUAUGAAAUAUGGCGUCGAAGGCUGCAUAUAAGCGGUUAAUGAAAGAAUAUUUAGCACUUCAAAGGAAUCCUGUAGAGUACAUAGACGCCAAACCAGCACCAGAAAACAUUUUAGAAUGGCAUUAUAUCGUUACGGGUCCUCCUGACACACCUUAUGAGGGUGGUCAAUAUCAUGGGACCCUUAUAUUCCCUUCAGAGUAUCCUUUCAAACCUCCAGCAAUUCGGAUGAUUACACCGAGUGGCCGGUUCCAAACCAAUACUCGUCUAUGUCUAUCAUUUUCUGAUUUUCAUCCGAAAUCUUGGAAUCCCGCAUGGAUGGUAUCAACGAUCCUUGUUGGUCUCGUCUCGUUUAUGACUUCUGAUGAAAUAACUACAGGCGGUAUUGUAACACCUGAAUCCACAAGAAAAGCAUACGCAAAGGACACAAAGCGUUUCAACUUAUCGAAUAAUCCAAAGUUCGCUGCCAUAUUUCCAGAACUUUUGGAUCAGAAUCGGCGAGACAUAAUGGAACAAUCUGCCGCCAGCGCAAAGGCAAAUGAUGAAGCUAUUGCUCAGAAAAUCACGUCCACUCCGUCGAAGUCUGAUUCUAAUACAUCAAAAGAUGAGGAAGGAAAGUGGUUUAAAGGUCGUUGGGGCCUCAUCGUUGUGGUGUUCUUUGCACUAGCAUUAGCUCGUUUUUUCGGCUCAGAAGCCUAGGUCAUUCAUUGUUUGAGCCAACUUUUGUCAUUAUUCGUUUUUCCUAAUUCUAUUUUCCAACCCUGAAUUAAAAUUCAAACAGAUUUGGUUUUUCUGCUAUAGAAUAAAAUUUACAUAUUUAUUUCAUUAUGGU